UUGAAUCGGUGCUGGAUUGACGAAAUGAAACCGGAAGUCAAUAUGUGGGCGUGUUCUUCCUCCAUCGCUGCAAUAUGGCCGACAGGGAGAUGUGAUUUUUUUUUACAUGUGACAUCCAGUCAGUCCCACCCCCUUCGAGACAGCUAGAAUGUGAACAGAGACCCUUUCUGCAUCAGAGACAAACGCCAAGGGGAAAUACAGGAACGAUGCUCUAGGAACUUGUGAAGCUGUUUGUUUUCUUUUGAAGCUAAUCCUAUUAUGUUAGGGAAGGCAGCAGAACUGACCAAUCAAAAUAAGGCACGUUCAUACACCAAGUCUCAAAAUGAUGCGAUUCGUCUAGGGAAAGGGGGUGGGGGCGGCCGUGACAAAAGCUCGCCCACAUCCGACAACGACGCCCAUUCAUUUCAGAACAAACACCGCAAAGAUGUUUUUUACCAGAGCAAAGCGCCGCCCAAAAGAGUCAGCAGAAGAGCAACGCUAUCAAACUUCAACAACAACAUCCGCGAUGAAUCGGACUGUGACGUUCAGCAUUGCUGCAGCUCGAGCUCGCGUUGGAACAAAAGACUUCACUUCAUCACUUUCCUAGCAGGCUCCAACGAACUUCAUUGCGUCUUCGAGCCUGACGAUUGUCCUCGUAGGAGCAGGCUGCCCAGAUCCCGAAGCAGCUGUUGUGCCAGCCGAUGCAGCCCAGAGCCUUGCCCUUUUUCUCCAGAGAGACCUAGUCAAUGUCAGGCGCCCCCGGUUUGUACCUGCUCCAAGUCUUCGCUUGAGGACUCGGUCAACGAUUGGCUGCGUUGCAAAGAGCGUAGAAGGCUAAAGGACCCCACCGAAAAACUUUUCGGGGCUAGAAAGUGCUGCAAAACAUGUGAGCCCUGUGUUGUGGGAUGCGCGUCAGACUCUUGCUGUAAGCCAAGCGCGAAGUGUGGCUAUCUCGAGACGUCUCCUCCCUGCUGCGACCCCAUGUGCUUUACGCCGCCCAAAUCCUCCUGCUGCCCAGCUUAUCGCAAAAGUAGCACACCUCCCAGCCCGAGCCUCAGAUCCAAGCUUGAUGACUGUUGCUACAGACCCGCUUGUAGCUCCUCCUGCAAGCUGCCCAGUUGUGACCCUUGCAGCUUUUCGUCCUCAAAAACAAGCGUCGGCCUGUCCGCAUGUCGGUCUUUCACGGAAACCCGUGUCAGUGAUCCAGGUGUUGUCAAGAAGUACAAACAGUUCCGCAAAGACUACGUGAGGAAAUGGGGAAUCAAAAUUUCAAACUCCGACGGAGGAGAGUGGGUCUACAAGGACGUUAACGCCAUCCGACCCCUGUUUCAGCGCAAGAACGGAAAGAUCACGCGAAUCCGCCUGGCAGACGCUCCACAAGCUGGUUGCCCCAAGAAGUGCGAUGAUUGCCCAAAGCCUUUCCAGUGUUGGUCUUCUACAACUCGUCACAGAAGGGGCUCAUUCUGCCGGAAGAUGGAAAAGCCAAAUGACGACAAAUGCCACGAGCCGGUGGUCACGUGCUACAUAGAGCGCGCUUGUCCUCGAACUAAAGCUGGCCCAUGCUUUUCUUCGUGCUCGAAGUGUCGCACGUCAAGCUGCCCGCCUCCCGCCAGCCCAGCAGCCUGCUCGAAAUCUGCGGCAGCGCCGAAACAUGCAGCAUGCAAGGCACCUCCCAGCUGCAUGAGACAACCUUGCUGCAUGAAGCCUUCUUCCCAGGCUAUAAAAAUAUCCCCGUGUAUGGCUAAGUCUGAUACAACCCCCUUAAAAGAAUCGAUUCCAUCGUUGUCUCCUAUAUCUGGCUGUUCGUUCGUAUGUGGCUCUAAUUAGACGAUUUCUGAACAAAGUGACCCGUCUCACUAGGAUGUUUACAGUAAGCAUCGAUGAACAUGAAUCCGUCAAUCAACAUCCACUUUUCCUGGCCUAAAUCUCUGUGACACAAUUCUUCUUGCCGUCUAGUACAUUUAUUUAUAACACUGUUUGCACGCCGUGUUCUGAAACUUAAUCCUCUUGCUAGAGUUGUCAACGUUAUGAUGUCAUCAGAAUUUGUGUACAAUUUUUUUUUUUAUUUACAGUUUCGAAGCUAUUGACCAAUCUUGAAACAAAAUUGCAGAGAUCUUAUUGGUAUCUGAAAAAAUGUUGUUAAUACAAUAUAACUCAAAUUUUAAAAUUUAUUCUGUACUACAAAUGCCUCAAGAGACAGUCCUUAUAAGAUUUUAUGUUUUUCGAAAGAGAAAUAAUGAGGAAGGUUAGAAAAUAAAUAGUUGUGUAUGCUUUUAAAAUAUAAUGUUUCACAGAAGUAUGAUCUCUUUCUUUCUGUCUCUCUUUCUCUCUCUCUGUAUAUACAUGGUAGAAUGAACAAUCAAAUAAAUACAAAAAGAUUUGCUUAUCUUAUUUGCAAGAAGAAAAGGUAUACCGUUGGAGGAAUCUCUCCAAGUUGUUAAACAGAAAUACGGUCUUCUCUAUGGUGUCCGAAAGGACUACGCUCUACAUUGUUUAAACUAAUAUAGGCCUAUGUUAUAGUCGUUUUGAUAUUUCCACUUCGAAUUUUGAAUUUUUCAUUUAAAACGUGUGCUGUGGUAGUAGUCUCACUAAGAAGUCUACCAGCUCCAAUAGUCACUCAAUGUUAUUUUAGUGCGUGUUUUUUUUUUGUGUCUAUACGUCUAGCAUAAACAAUAUAAAGGUCAAAGGAAUUAUAUCAAUAACUUUAAUCACAUUUUAAUUAACUAAUGCAAUUUAGAUUUCUGUUCAUCUGUUUUGCCGAUAGCUCCUGAGCCGGUGUUGUUAUUGCCUUGUGUGUAUUGGAAGAUAUUUGUGGACAAAGCGUGAUCUUUUAUUAAAGAUUUUUUUUUUUUUGCUUUUUAAUCAUUGUAUUUGCAACAAAUUUAAAUCACAUGUGAAUAAGAAAUUAUGAUGUAUUACAAA
Molecule: messenger RNA, 2901 nt
Organism: Biomphalaria glabrata
Lineage: Eukaryota; Metazoa; Mollusca; Gastropoda; Planorbidae
Product: keratin-associated protein 10-4-like
Exons: 2
Coding region: 259-1806 (515 amino acids)
Source: RefSeq, a predicted model, not a curated record